AUGGCGCCUUCUCAGCAAGUUCUCAGCUCUCCCGAGCUCCUCGACAUGAUUCUCAGGCAAGUUCCCCGCACCCAUUUACUAACAAGCUGCCAGCGUGUCUGCCGCGUCUGGCGAGAGACCAUCACCCGGACCCCGGUUUUGAGCCAGCGCCUUUUUCUGAGUGGCGCUUCGAUUUCGCCAGUAGUCGGUCGCUAUGAGAAGAAUUUCCUGGUUGGAUACCUUCUCCCGAAGUCUGGCACUCCCCAGUGGGGACAGAUGCAUGUCGCCCAGCCGCCGGUUACCCAUCUGCGAUGGGAAGUAUCCUGGCACAGCCGACCCGAGGACCUUCCCGAGGACCUUCCUUGCGCCAUUGUGGAUCUUAAGUUCCCUCAGGGCUUACGCGUGCGCGAGUUGUUGGAGCUGGUCCUUUCGACGACAAGUGCCACCUCCGUUUGGUGGCCUACGAUCGACGACAAUUUCACGUUCUUGACUCCUGCAGACGACGACCCGAUCGAAAAGUGGCUGUGCGACCGAAUCCAGGCUGCGAACGAUUCCCUAAGCCCGGUCCUCCAACAGCUGGUUCCGACCGAAGAAAGUUUUUUCGAGAUCAUUCGUCGCCGAACGUCGAUUCCUGCUGUUUUGCGACUUCAGCAGUCCGCGCCCAAUUCGACACUCCCAUGGACUUAUGCUCAGGUCCCUGCCGAGCAGAUCUCUCCGGUUGUCGAUCUUCCCGAGGUCCCCUCCCCUCGCGCCACUUCACCCUAA
This is a messenger RNA of Annulohypoxylon maeteangense, 744 nucleotides long. RefSeq lists its product as uncharacterized. The record is from RefSeq and is a predicted model, not a curated record. The coding region runs from base 1 to 744 and encodes 247 amino acids. Lineage: Eukaryota; Fungi; Ascomycota; Sordariomycetes; Xylariales; Hypoxylaceae. Gene Ontology annotation, molecular function: protein binding. The transcript is spliced from 2 exons.